AAAAAAAACGAAACAAAACAAGCGGUACUUACAUAAAGCAAACGGCACUUUCGGAUUUUCUUAUAUGACUGACGGUCCUGCUCCCCCGCCGUCAAAUUUUAAAAAUCCGCCAAAGAAACAAAAACCUCCCAACGGCUCCUUCCGAUUCCCAAGAAACCCUCAAAACCCUUGCCUGCACUUCCCUCAAUCUCAAUCAAGGUCGAAACGCAUUCUGCAUUUCCGCAACCGAAAAUCCGCCGGAAAUCCGUAGUUCUUCUCGUCGCAGUUAAUUAUUAGAAUCAUCUCAUAAAUGGAUCCGACUCCCCCAUAUAAUCGGUCCACUCCCACUUCUCAAACGAAAUCCGCCUCUCGCUUAGCAAGUAUUGGGUACUCUGCUAUUGAAUCCGAAGAACGGCCCCCGGUUCUGUCUUUAGAUCUCAUUUCGUCGUCUCCCAAGGAAACCCCAACAUUGCCUUCGCCUACCUCUCUCAAAUCGUCGACGAAUUCUCUUACUUUACCGGAACUCUUGGUUCUUUCGCCUUCUACUCUGAGAAAAUCGAGGACUCGUCUCGCGGAUAGGCUAGAGAUGGCGGAGGAAUCUGCGAAGCUAAAUGGACCGCGCAAGAGAUGCAAAAGCAGUUUGGGUUGUCACUCGCCGAGGAAUAAUCGGAGGUCGAGGAGAAGAGUGGAAAUGGAAGGGAGAGAAGAGAGGGAUUCGGGGUUGGUGGAGGAGAUUGGGAAAUUAAGAAAAGGGAGGCAUGCUGGGAAAUCAAAGAAGGAGACGCUCAGUUUGGUCUCUGCAGUAUCUUCAUCAAGUUUGUCUCCAAAAGUAGAUGAUUAUGAUGGAGGUAAUCUCGAUCGAAUAGGAGAGAUGAUUAGUGAUUUGGUCAUGUGGAGAGAUGUGGCCAAAUCAAGCCUUUGGUUUGGAUUUGGUUGUUUGUAUUUCUUGUCUUCUUGCUUUGCCAAAGGAGUCAACUUUAGCAUGUUUUCGGCAUUCUCUCAGCUAGGACUUCUGUUUUUGAGUGCUUCCUUCUUCUCUAAUUCAAUCUGCCAAAGAGAAAAUGUUGAAAAGAGGCGUGAUUUGAGUCUGAGAGAAGAGGACUUCUUGAAAUUGGCUAGACUGAUACUCCCAGCCAUGAAUCUUGCAAUUUCCAAAACGCAAGAGCUAUUCUCUGGAGAGCCUUCCAUGACCCUCAAAGUAGCUCCAUUGCUUCUCCUUGGAGCUGAGUAUGGCCACCUUUUUACCCUACGGAGGCUCUGUGCAUUAGGUUUCUUUAUCAGCUUCACUGUACCAAAACCAUACUCAUCCUACUCAACUCAGAUAAACCAAAAAGCCGAGUACAUGAAACAGUGGGUCGGGGAAGCCUGGGGAGCUUGCUCUCACAAAAAGCUUGUGGCAGCUUCAGCAGUAACAGCCUUUUGGAAUCUGUCAAGUGUAAAAAUUCGCAUAUUUUCAGCAUUCAUAUCUCUGGUAAUAGUCCGGUAUUGCCGACCACAAUUUGUGCCAAACUCAUGUGAGCAAGAAAAAGUGAAAGAAGAGCAGCAGCAGCAGGAGGACCAACAGACAUUAAUUGUUGCUCAAUCACAGAAGUAGUAGUCAUUUUGGUUCCUUCAAUGAUAUGAAGCUUCUAACACCAAUGAAGUUUGUUCAUUAAAUUGGAAAACAGACAAGUCAAUGUAUAUUAAGUCCUUGGAAACUAACAUGACCUAUUCAUGUUCAGCUUGUAUAAAUAAUGGCUUCCAUUUCUCUUCUGCAAGAUUUUCUCUACAGUCUAGUCUGUUUCUUUCCUUUAUUAUUUGUGAUUCUUGGAGAGUUCUGACUCUGGCAACCCUCAUAAAAUAAAGAAGGAAAGCAAUC
Molecule: messenger RNA, 1837 nt
Organism: Rubroshorea leprosula
Lineage: Eukaryota; Viridiplantae; Streptophyta; Magnoliopsida; Malvales; Dipterocarpaceae
Source: the annotation of a GenBank genome assembly